This is a messenger RNA of Scatophagus argus, 1391 nucleotides long. RefSeq names its product dihydrodiol dehydrogenase, tandem duplicate 2 (gene dhdh.2). Bases 67 to 1071 code for a protein of 334 amino acids. The transcript has 7 exons. The record is from RefSeq and is a predicted model, not a curated record. NCBI's taxonomy places the organism in Eukaryota, Metazoa, Chordata, Actinopteri, Scatophagidae. Gene Ontology annotation, molecular function: nucleotide binding.
CUGUAGCCCCGCCUUGUGGCGGAGAACUGACACAACAACAUCCGCUGUGUCACUUUGCUCUCCAACAUGGCAACCAGGUGGGGAAUCUGUAGCGCGGGGAAGAUCAGUCAUGACUUCACUGUGGCUCUGAAAUCUCUUCCUCCUGAAGAUCAUCAGGUUGUGGCUGUGGCUGCUCGCAAGUUAGAGGAUGCACAGGAGUUUGCCAAAAAGCACAGCAUCUCCCGGGCAUACGGUGACUAUGAGGAGCUGGCCAGAGAUCCAGACAUUGAUGUGGUGUAUGUUGGGGUUAUCCACCCCUACCAUCUGAAAACUUGUCUGCUCUUCACAAAUGCCAAGAAGAACGUGCUGUGUGAGAAGCCGCUGGGCAUGAACUCCAAGGAGGUGCAGGAGAUCCUGGCCUCUGCUAAGAUGAAUGACGUCUUCUUCAUGGAGGCUGUCUGGACCCGAUUCUUCCCGGCCUCAGUGGAGAUCAGGCGGCUGCUGGCCCAGGGGGACGUGGGUGAGGUGAAGGUGGUGAGAUCAGAGUUUGGCGUGCCUGUGACAUCUGUGGCGAGAACGGUGCAAAAGGAGCUAGGUGGAGGAGCGAUGCUAGACCUUGGCAUAUACUGCCUGCAGUUCAUUUGCAUGGUGUAUAAUGGAGAGAAGCCGGAGUCCAUCCAGGCCAUGGGGGUCUGCCUAGAGACAGGAGUGGAUGAGACCGUGGCUGUCACUCUGAAGUUCUCCAAGAACAGGAUGGCUGUAUUUACGAGCUCUAUGGCUUUGCAAAUGCCCAAUGACGCUGUCAUUGUAGGCACAAAGGGCACCAUCAAGAUCCCUGAGCACAUGUGGUGCCCCACAUCAUUAGUGGUGAAUGGGAAGGAGACUCAGUAUCCAGUGCCAGAACCCUAUUUACCUAUCAACUUCCUCAACAGUACAGGCAUGCGUUAUGAAGCAGAGGAGGUUCGACAGUGUUUGCUCAAAGGUCUGAAGGAGAGUGCAGUCAUGUCCCAUGCUGACUCUCGUCUACUGGCUGAGGUGGAGGAUGAGAUUCGCAGGCAGGUGGGGGUGGUGUACAGCCAGGACUGCCAGUAAAUGUUGAAAAUUAAGCCACAUCAUUUUCCCUUGGACAAAUCAUGUUCGUGAUGUAGAGUAAAUUAUGUUCUAACUGCAUCUGCUAUUUCUUAAUUAUCAUUAGCUUCAUUAUGUGUACUUGCAAGUUCUUUAUAAAUCUGGAUAUUACACUGCAAAUCCUUAGAAUCUUACACAUUUUCGGCAACCUUACUUUUAAAUCUCCACGAUGUUGAACCUGAAUCCUUUACUUAAUGUCAGUGCACUGCUGUACUAUCAUUUGUUGUUUCCUUUCGUCUGUCCAGGGACUACAGAUGGAAAUAAAUAAAUCACUAAACCUUGUA